CCACCGCCACUGCCACAGUGUGUUUAUAUUAUUAUCACCGUGUGCCACUCGGCAGACACAGUUCACUCGACAACCGUAUCGCUCGUGUGUUUUGCAUCAGUGUAUUUGCUCGCUCGCGAUUUCCGUAUUAAUAUUUUUUUGUACUUUUUUCGUCAUUUGAAAAAAAAAAAUUACCGAAACCGAACAGUGCGUGUACUUUAAUCGCUUUUUCUCGAUACAUAUUAAUAAAUAUAUAUAUUAAAAAAAACCGCGUAUAUUUAACUCUCUCACAUAUAAGACACAUUAUAUCACACCGGGCUAAUAAUAUACGCGUUUCGACCAUGGAUUUCGUCGAGUCCCGCGAAUUCGCCUGACGACCGACGUUUUAUUUUGUGCCACACAAAUACGCAAGUUAUUAUACACAAACUAAACCACAUUUCAUCAGCUCGCCAAAAAAUUGAAAAAUGAUUAAUCAUCGGAUCCCGUUGAAAAUAUUACCGACGGCAGUAGUGGUGAUUGUCUUGCUGGUCGAAGGAUUAUGCCUACCAGCUCGUACAAAAAAUGUUAUAUUAGAAGAUGAAGUAAGUACUGUUCCGGCUGUAGAAGGUGAUCGUUUAAACAUAAAAUGCGAUUAUUCAGAAGCUAUUAAGAUCUCUAAAGUGCAAUGGACAAAAGAGUCAGACGACGAAACUCCGUUUGACUCACCAAACAUAUUGUCAAAAAAAUUACAAUGGUUACGUUUCAAGAACCUUAAACUCUCUGAUCACGGACGAUAUUCUUGCUUGAUCAGUGGUUUUACCGAGAACGGAGUGUUUUCUAAAUGGCGUAAUUUUACGUUGAUAACGUACAAAAGUUCGGAAGCUAACGGUAAUGGAAAAACACCAAAAAUGACAGCACCUCAAAGCCUUUCACAUCGAAAGGACGGAGUCAAGCCGAAAUUUAUCAACAGACUUUUUAUGGAUAACAACGUCGCAUUAUUAGUAGACGACAUUUUAACAUUGAGUUGUCCCUUUGAGAGUACAUCUGAUGUAGUAUUUUAUUGGUAUAAAAAUGAUGUGUUACUCAUUGAAGGAGGCGCAAACGUCAAUAAUUACACUUUGAGUCAAGUAAAAUUGUCAGAUGCGGGAAACUACUCUUGCAUAGUAAAAAACGAUUUCGGUUCUAUCCAACAUAAAUUCAAUGUAGAUGUUUAUGAGGACCAAAACAAAUUGCCUCUUUUAGUCGAAUAUCCGCACAAUUUGACUUUAAAGCCUGGGGAUACAGCACGGUUUGCUUGCAAAACUUUUGAUCAACUUUAUACAAGAGUUGAUUGGUACUUUUUGAAUGGUACAAAUCCACGAGAUAUAGAGACCGAUGACCUUUUAUUAUAUAAAAAGAUGGCCAACAAUCACAACGUUAAAUUGUUUAAUGGUGUAUUGAUACUCGAAGGUGUCACAGUUGAUGACAUUGGUUGGUAUGUUUGUUACACAAACGGAUCAAAAACGCGUGUAAUGACUGGUGCUAAAUUGGACGUGGACAAAAGUUUAGUUAAUGAUCUAAAUGACCAAGACUCCGGAAUUGAAUUAGAAGACGGAGAAAUUAUCGACAAUUCAAGGAAAAUUGGGUUUUUUAAUUCAACAGAAAAUUCCACUCCUCCUAAAUUCACAAGAUUUGAUAGCAUGCAUAGAGUAAUCGCAAAGCCCGCCGGAAAUAUGUUAAAGUUAAAAUGUGCAGCUGAAGGUAAUCCUUUGCCGAACAUAACAUGGUACAAAGACGGUGUUACGCCUCCUCAACGGCAACUAGGUAUAGUUAGGUAUACGCAAUGGGCAAUCAUACUGGAAGAUUUAGUAACUACAGAUUCCGGUAAUUAUACGUGCAAAGUGAUCAACGAGAACGGAUGUAUUGAUUUCACUUAUAAGGUCGAAAUAAUAGAACGAUUUCCGCAUAAACCCUACAUUAAAGAAGGGCAGCCUCAUAACGUCACCACAUUAGUACAUACCAACGUAUCGUUUGAAUGUACUCCGUUAGCCGAUCUUGAACCGUAUAUGCAAUGGCUCUACCAUAACGCCAGUGUCGUGAACGUCAACGGAUCAAAUCUUGAAAACGGCACUGUCAUACAGAAUGGCGCUCCCAGCGAAGGUAACCCGGAAAUAUUGCAACUGUCUAACGUGACGCAUUUGAGCGAAGGAUGGUAUACAUGCGUGGCCGGUAACAGUUUGGGCAUGAGCUACGCUAGUGCCUAUUUAAAAGUAGUUGACGAGUUGGAGGAUCCGAUUAAAAUCAAAGCUUUUCAAUUACAAACGUACCAAUUGGCUGCUCUAGGCAUUAGUUUUUUAUUAGUCAUUUUGGUGUGCAUCAUAAUGCUGGUGUGCAGUCAGAGGAAGAGGGAGAAAUUGAAAGAGCUGGUGGCCAGAGAAUCAGCUAGAAACGCAAUGAUCACUCAAUGGACCAAGAAAAUAAUCAUCGAAAAACAACAAAUGGCCGAUGCUAGUGAACCAUUGUUAAUGCCUGUAGUGAAAAUCGAAAAACAAAAAAGUAAAUAUACAAAAUUAGACCAGGUGUGCAUGUCCGAAUACGAAUUGCCUCUCGAUCCUUGUUGGGAAUUUUCGAGAGACAAUUUAUCAUUAGGUAAAACUCUUGGUGAAGGCGCAUUUGGUAAAGUUUUACGUGGCGAAGCCGAUGGAAUUUUGUGCGAAAAUGUAAUAAGUACAGUGGCGGUAAAAAUGUUGAAAGACGGACACACUGAUACCGAAAUGAUGGAUUUAGUUUCGGAAAUGGAGAUGAUGAAGAUGAUUGGCAAACACGUGAAUAUCAUAAACUUGUUGGGAUGUUGCACACAAGACGGACCUUUGUAUGUGUUAGUGGAAUUCGCAUUACACGGUAACCUCAGGGAUUUCUUGAGACAGCAUAGGCCAUCUUCAGGCUAUGAACCUGCUAUCGGAUCAAAUCUUAAAGAUACCUUAACGCAAAAGGAUUUAGUUUCGUUUGCAUAUCAAGUUGCCAGAGGAAUGGAGUAUUUGGCGUCAAGGAAGUGUAUUCAUAGAGAUUUGGCUGCAAGAAAUGUCUUGGUAAGCGAAGAUUUUGUAAUGAAAAUUGCAGACUUUGGUUUAGCUAGAGACAUUCAAAAUCAAGAAUAUUAUAGAAAAACUACUGAUGGAAGACUUCCGGUAAAAUGGAUGGCACCAGAAGCUUUAUUCCAUAGAGUGUACACAAAUCAGUCAGACGUAUGGUCUUACGGAGUGCUAUUGUGGGAAAUAAUGACCUUAGGAGGUACGCCUUAUCCUUCCGUACCCAACAUGGAACAGUUGUUCAAUCUGCUACAGAGCGGACAUCGUAUGGAGAAACCGUCUUGCUGUUCUCUGGAAAUAUACAUGAUAAUGAGGGACUGUUGGAGUUACCAUCCGAACGAAAGGCCCAUGUUCGAUGAGCUGGUGGAGAGUCUCGAUCAGAUACUGUCAGUGACGGCCAACCAAGAGUACGUGGACUUCGGGCUGCCGCAGCUGGACACACCGCCCACCAGUCAAGAGUCGUUCGAUGGAAACGACCUAGUCAAUUUCUCCGUGUGAUUUCCUCGUCUGUUUUCCCGCACGACGACGUCGGAUAAUUCAUUGUAUCGAUGGUGGUAUCCGAGUGAGUGCGUGUGCGUCCUCCGCAUGUCCGGAGGACUACAAUAGUUUCCUUAAGCUCGAGACGAGAGCCGCAUCAGUAUUUCCCAUAACUUCUAUGUUAUAUUAUAUAAUUAUAAUAUGACAUAUGUUUCGUGGAGUUUCAUCGUUUUAUUGUAAACAUAAUAACGAGUACAUUUUAUGUAACAUUAUUUAUUAUUAUUAUUAUUAAUUUAAUUUGUCGAAUUGAAAUGCAUAUUGUAAAUAACUUUUGUGUAAAACGAAUUAUUAUGUUAUUGAUUUUAAUUAUUUAAUUGUUUGUAAAAUACUAGUUUUUUUAUCGUUAAAUACGAGUAAUAUCGUAAAUGUUUUUGUUUGUGUUUAAACUGAACGGAAAUUUUGAAAAAAAGUUAUGAUGAUAUGAAAUUAAAACGAAUGGCGCGCGGCGCAACAAGACUGAAUAUCGUACGGAAUUAAGACUUAAUAGUAACAAUUUCCGUGUGUUAUAGAAGCGGGGAUAUAAUAUUAUAAUAUUGAUAUUUCUAAAUGUCCAAUAAUCAAAUAUCCCUAUUUUUAUAAUAAAAUGUAUCAAUUAUUUUGUAAUCAUUUUAAUUUAUAUAAUAUUUAAUAUAGUUAUGUAUAACCGUAAUUAUAUUGAUUAAAUAAACAAAACAUAAUUUUAACUCGAUCAUAAGAGACUUCUAGUCAAGUGUAGGCAUGUACCCGCCAAACUACUGUAUAUAGUAUAUGAUAUAGUUGCGUAUGUUCUCAAUCACGCGUAUAUGAUUUAUACAAUUAAUUUUCAUUAAUUUAUCGCAAUAAUAAUAUUAUGGUAAAUAUCAUUUUGAAAUUUUAUUUUUCAUUUGUUUAUUUUUGUAUAUAAAAUAAUUGUCCGAUAUGUUUAAAAUUGUUAUUGUACUGUUAUUAAAAAUACCGGUCGAUUUUUAACGUGGUAGCUCGUCUUCUACAUUAUUUCACAAUCGUUAAUAAUGCAUGAUCGUAUCGACCACCAAUCUCAUUUUUAUUUGUAUUUUUCGAUUGAAGUUAUAAACUAGUUUAUUAUUUAUGCAAUAUAAUAUGUUAUUAUGGUAAGAUAAACUAUAAAUGUAAAUUAUUUUAUUUUCAAUGUAUUUAAUUAUAUAUUAUAUAAGUAUUUUUUUAGUUUUAAAAUAAAAGCUACAAUACUACUAUCGUUAAAAUAGUAUUUAUAUACUAAUCACCACUUAACAUUACUACUAAAUAAUAAUACAAUUUGUUA
Molecule: messenger RNA, 4821 nt
Organism: Aphis gossypii (cotton aphid)
Lineage: Eukaryota; Metazoa; Arthropoda; Insecta; Hemiptera; Aphididae
Product: fibroblast growth factor receptor 4-like
Exons: 17
Coding region: 444-3524 (1026 amino acids)
Biological process (GO): positive regulation of kinase activity; cell surface receptor protein tyrosine kinase signaling pathway; protein phosphorylation
Cellular component (GO): signaling receptor complex
Molecular function (GO): ATP binding; transmembrane receptor protein tyrosine kinase activity
Source: RefSeq, a predicted model, not a curated record